UGGUGUGUGUUUUGACUCGGUGCGUGACGGAUUUGCCAGCAGCCUGCCCCUUGCGGACAGCUGCCCCAAUGCUGGAUCGCAGAACCAGGAUGGACAGCUCCAAGAAGGAGAAGGUGGAGCAGAUCCUGUCGGAGUUCCGGCUGCAGGAGGAGGAUCUGAAGAAGGUGAUGCAUCGGAUGCAGAAGGAAAUGGAUCGGGGGCUGAAGCUGGAGACGCACGAGGAAGCCUCUGUAAAAAUGCUGCCCACUUACGUACGCUCCACGCCCGAAGGCUCAGAGGUCGGGGACUUCCUGUCGUUAGAUCUCGGCGGCACCAACUUCCGCGUGAUGCUGGUGAAAGUGGGCGAAGGGGAAGAACGGCAGUGGAGUGUGACGACAAAGCACCAGAUGUAUUCCAUCCCCGAGGACGCCAUGACGGGAACUGCCGAAAUGCUGUUCGAUUACAUCUCCGAAUGCAUCUCCGACUUCCUGGAUAAACACCAGAUGAAACACAAAAAGCUGCCUCUGGGCUUCACAUUCUCCUUCCCCGUGAGGCAUGAGGAUAUUGACAAGGGGAUCCUUCUGAACUGGACGAAGGGUUUCAAAGCAUCAGGCGCUGAAGGGAACAACAUUGUGGGGCUCUUGCGGGAUGCUAUCAAGCGCCGAGGGGAUUUCGAGAUGGACGUGGUCGCCAUGGUCAAUGACACAGUGGCUACAAUGAUUUCCUGUUACUAUGAAGAUCACCGGUGCGAGGUUGGCAUGAUAGUGGGUACCGGCUGCAACGCCUGCUACAUGGAGGAGAUGGAGAACGUGGAGCUGGUGGAGGGGGACGAGGGCCGGAUGUGCGUGAACACCGAGUGGGGAGCCUUCGGGGCCUCGGGGGAGCUGGACGAGUUCCUCCUGGAGUACGAUCGGGUGGUGGACGAGACCUCACUUAACCCCGGGCACCAGCUCUACGAGAAGAUGAUCGGAGGCAAGUACAUGGGAGAGAUCGUACGGCUGGUGCUGCUAAAACUGGUCAAUGAAAAUCUGCUCUUCCACGGGGAGGCGUCCGAGAAACUGAAAACCAGAGGCAGCUUCGAAACCCGCUUCAUCUCGCAGAUCGAAAGCGACGCCAAUGACCAGAAACAGACCUACAACAUCCUGACAUCCUUCGAGCUGCUGCCCUCACUCACGGACUGUGACAUCGUGCGGAUGGCGUGCGAGAGCGUCUCCACGCGGGCAGCACAGAUGUGCUCGGCGGGGCUGGCCGGCGUGAUCAACCGCAUGCGGGAAAGCAGGGGCGAGGAGAGGCUGAAGAUCACCGUGGGCAUCGAUGGCUCGGUCUACAAGCUCCACCCCAGCUUCAAAGACCAGUUCCAUGUGACCGUCAGACAGCUGACGCCCGGCUGCGACAUCACCUUCCUCCAGUCAGAGGAGGGCAGCGGCAGGGGGGCCGCCCUGAUCUCGGCGGUAGCGUGCAAAAUGGCCCGCCUGAUUGGCCGGAAUUAAAACGAGACGGGCACAUCAAAACGGCUUCCAAUCCACACAAACGGCGGUCGAGGGUUGUGUUUCUCUCAGCCAAUCAGGUGCGUGGACGUUGGGGCGUGUCAGGAGCCCGCGACCGGUGGCAGGCUGGCGUGUGCUUGUGGGGAGGGCAGGCGAUAGGACUAGAGCCCAGGCAGGAGGCGGAGGCAGGAUAGAGACUGGCCUCUCCGUUAACCGGCGGCCCUGGUGUGGCUGGGCCUGCUGAGGCCAGGCUGGAAUGGAGCUGGCGGGAAUCUCAGGCAGGAGAGCAGCUUGGGGGGUUUCACUUCCCCUCCCGCCCUUUCCUGUCCCUCCAGAUCUAGCUGCCGAACAUAGCCAAAAGCUUUGCCUCUGGUCUUCCCCCGUCUCCGGCCAGCCCCUCCGUGGUGCAGCCCGGGUUCCUUUAGGAAUAGCAAUAGAUCCUCUCUCUUCUGGUUGUGCCCAAAGGCCGGCGGCCCCAUAGCACCGGCUGUGGUACGAACACCAAUGAAGAGAUGUUCCUUGCGGUGGACUGACCUCCUGGUAUCCCUGCCCCUGAUGCGCUGGGACAGAGCCCCCAACCGGGAACGCUCCCCAGCCCACCCCUUUCCAUCUGGAAGUCCAGCUCUGGGGCUCGCCGUCCUCCUCCCAAGCACACCUAAUCCUUGGCCUCCCCGGGGUGCACCUCCUGCUCACAAGGAGGAGGCUGCCGCGGAGUAAAUCCUGCCCUGUGCUGCUUGGCUGGCCUCAGGCUGGUUUCGCAGAGGCAACAGAAAUUCAGGAAACCAGGGCAAACCCCAGCGCAAGAACUGCUCUCUCUGGGGAACCUUUCUGUCGGGAGCAGAUACAGAUGGGGGGCAGAUACCUUCUCUCAUAUGUGACCAAAUGGCCUGCUGUGAGUUGGCCAUCUGUGAUCCCUGUGCCACAUGGCCCAGACUUCCUCUUGGGGGGAGGCUAGGGGAAGGCUGGAGGGCUUUCUGCUGGACCCCCUCCCCCCCCACACACACAUACACAGCAGCCAGCCAUGGCUGCACAGUCUGUGUUGGUCUGAGGUCCGGUGUACGUCUCUUUGUUGCCAAGCGUUUGAAAUCUUCAGGUACCCCUCCCGCCCUCUCAGGCUAACGUUGAUUAGGCUGUACCUCUCCUGAGGGGGACCAGUGCUGCUGUUCGUGAGCCAGACACAUUGCCAUUCCCACUCCCCCACACAUACAGCCUGCGUGUGCCCGUGCAGCGUGCACACCCCCGUGCACAAAGCCCACCGGGUGCAUGCUUUCACCCACUCACCGUCCCACGGGACGUGCGUCGCACUGCGCCUCGUCAGAUAAGCAUCAUGCAUGUGCGCGCCAGGCCAUACAGACUCACGCAUCUCUGAUCCCCCACCCCACACGGGUGCAUGUACCGUCCUUGUAUACCCAAUCCAUCUGCAGGACGCCUCAGCUGGACAUACAGGGCUUCCACUCAUUUUUUUUUCUGUACAUAAGAAUAAAAUCAUUCUGAUGCUCUGGGCGUGACUGUUUAGUAGCGAUGAAAUUCACCCUAACAGCGUAUUAGACUUUAGCCUGUAUUUGAUGUUAAAAUAAUUCCCCACCCACCCCUACUGAUGGCACCCUGCCCACAUCAGACAUGGAGGUGUGGAGGGGGGGCACGUAUCCUUGAGCUAAAGUCCCCCUCACUCAAUCAAAACACAAUGUAAGAACAGAGAAGAUGCAUGUAGCGUCCAGACAGCCUUUGUGAAUAGCACGAUCUACCCCUCUGCGGGGCUCCGAGGGGCAUCGUAUUGGAAGUGCCGUCUGUGGUAGGUAAUAUGCAUGGAGCUAUGCUUCCUAAUGCCAGAACUGGUCAUGUAGGAGCCAGCUGUAGGACACAAGCCAGGUCUGGAAGAGGCCAGCAGUUGCCCUCUGAGCUCUUGCUCUUCUGAAGCUCCUGACCCUAGAGAGGACUGUCCUGACAGGUCCCAGCCCCUUGCUUUCCCCCUGUGUCAGUGUACUGCUGGCACUGUCUGCGUCACAUCCCCGAGCUGUCAGAGCUGCCUGGCCAUCAGUAUUUCCUACGCAGCCUGGUUGUUCCUGGCAGCGACAAGAGGAUGAUAUUUUGGGAUCGGGGAACGGGAGCGUCCUUUAUCCUCCCCAUUAGAGAGGGUCAAAAAAGCCCCCAAAUCCUGAUUCGAAUCCAGCUUUCAUUUCCAAAUUUUCCUGCAAAAAAUUUCGAACAGACAAUGUUUCCUUUGGAAUUGUUGGCAGAAAAAGUUUGCAAGGAAAUCUGAUUCCGAAUCGAGAUAUUUUUCUUGCCGUUUGGUUUUCACAAAGCAUGAUGUUUUCAGACAUCUAGACGUCUGUUGUUCCUUUUAGUGUUGAAGGCCAGAAGGGACCAUUGUGAUCCUCUGAUCUGACCUCCUGUAGAGCAUAGGCCAAAGACCUGCCCCGCAGUCAUUCCUAGAGCAGAUCUGUUAGAAAUCUAGCAUCUUCGUUUGAAAAUUUAAUUACGGAGAAUCUACCGCAACCCUUGGUAAAUUGUUCCAGUGGUGAAUUACCCUCAGUGUCAAAAGUUUACACCUUAUUUCCAGUCUGAAUUUGUCUAGCUUCGACUUUCAGCCAUUUGGAUCGUGUUAGACCUUCCUCUGCUAGACUGAAGAGCCCAGUAUUAAAUAUUUGUCCCCCACGUCGGUACUG
Messenger RNA from Mauremys mutica (yellowpond turtle), 4132 nucleotides. RefSeq names its product glucokinase (gene GCK). Gene Ontology annotation, molecular function: D-glucose binding; fructokinase activity; mannokinase activity. Bases 69 to 1469 code for a protein of 466 amino acids. NCBI's taxonomy places the organism in Eukaryota, Metazoa, Chordata, Testudines, Geoemydidae. Gene Ontology annotation, biological process: glucose 6-phosphate metabolic process; glycolytic process; intracellular glucose homeostasis. The record is from RefSeq and is a predicted model, not a curated record. Gene Ontology annotation, cellular component: cytosol; mitochondrion. The transcript has 11 exons.